AAAAAAAGAUUAGCAGGAGUCGUCGUCUUUUAAGUCCUCGCUACAAUCCUGCAUUUUUGACGUUUGUAUGUUUUUUCAUACAUUUCAUAUUACAAACUACACCUUAUGAAUUCUUCAUAUCAGGACAAACUCGUCUGUGGUGAACGUUGACGCUUCCCAGGCUAGCUUAGCUUGCGAGCUGCUAGCAAGGAGACCCGGAAGUUAUCCACGCAUCGCGAAGAAGAGAUCAAGCACGACACUGAAAACCAGGAGUCGAGCUUCAGGAUGGAGCUGGAGCAGCCACCCCACGUUAAAGAGGAAGAGGAAGACUACAGCAUCAGCCAGGAGGGAGAACAUCUUGAAGGACCGGAGGAGUUCCCAGUGAUUGGCGUCCCCGUGAAGAGUGAAGAUGAUGAAGACGAUGAAGGUGAAAGUGAGGAGAAGAGAGAGGCGGAGCCUCCAACAGAAGCCGAUGGAGACCACUGUGGAGGAUCACCAGCAGACAAGCUCUUAGCUCCACUAUCAGAUAGCGAGCACACGACGUCACACUCUCCUGACACUGAUGAUGAUGAUGAUGAUGAAGACUCUACAGCUGAUAUGACAUGUCACCCUGACAACACACGCUUGAAAUGCCAACACUGCGACAAGACCUUUAAUAAUCGUAGCAAUCUGAAAAGACACACGAGACUACACAGGAGAGAGAAACCAUUCAUGUGCUCAGUUUGUGCUAAAAGAUUCUCUCAGAAGGCACAUUUGACCGCACACACAAGGAUACACACCGGAGAGAAACCAUUUUCCUGUUCCGUGUGCGGUAUGGCUUUUGUACAAAAUCAGGAUUUGAAAACACACACGAGGACCCACAGCGGAGAAAAACCAUAUUCCUGUUCCGUGUGUGGCAAAGGUUUCCUUCGAAAUCAACAUUUGACAAUACACACAAGAAUACACACUGGAGAAAAACCAUAUUCCUGCUCAAGCUGCAACAAAAGCUUUCAUGACCGGACUGCACUUGUAGUACACACAAGGACGCACACUGGAGAGAAACCAUAUUCUUGUUCAAUCUGCAGCAAAAGCUUUUCUCAGCGAAUAGCACUCGCAAGACACACGAGGAGACACACCGGAGAGAAAGUGUUUCGGUGCAGCGUGUGUGCUGAAAGAUUCUCUUAUCAAUACCAGCUUAGCAAUCACACGUGUGCUGGGGAGAACAGCGGCAGGAAGUGACGCCGCACCGCUUCCUGCUUGGGAAAACAGCAGCAGGAAGUGAAGCUGCGGGACUUCAACUGGUAAGACUCAGCCUGUGUGUUUUUCCCCGCACUUUCCAAGGCCCUUUAAGGCACCACGUGUCAUGACUUGCUCACCCGGGUUCGACGAUUCAAUCACUAAGCCAACUAAGCCACCUUGGGUGCGGGGGAAGGGAGGCCCGGGACCUUAACUGCAGACUGUUGUC
Messenger RNA from Doryrhamphus excisus (bluestripe pipefish), 1423 nucleotides. RefSeq lists its product as uncharacterized. Gene Ontology annotation, molecular function: DNA-binding transcription factor activity, RNA polymerase II-specific. Gene Ontology annotation, cellular component: nucleus. The record is from RefSeq and is a predicted model, not a curated record. NCBI's taxonomy places the organism in Eukaryota, Metazoa, Chordata, Actinopteri, Syngnathiformes, Syngnathidae. Gene Ontology annotation, biological process: regulation of transcription by RNA polymerase II.